Molecule: messenger RNA, 2337 nt
Organism: Microplitis mediator
Lineage: Eukaryota; Metazoa; Arthropoda; Insecta; Hymenoptera; Braconidae
Exons: 8
Coding region: 1-2337 (778 amino acids)
Source: RefSeq, a predicted model, not a curated record
AUGGCGGAACAAUUGAAGCAAAGAGAAUUGGCAGUUCAAGAAUUGGCAAAACAAAAGGAGGAAGUAGCCAGGUGGGAAAGAGAAGCAGAAGAGUUGAAUAGAAGUAAGGACAAGGAACAACAAAAGCAACAGGGUUCAAUGAGAAGUGCAGGGUCAUUGAGUGAAUUUACGUGUAAAGAUAAUUGGUCUCAUUGGAAAGAAAGAUUUGAUUUAUUCUGCGUGGUGAACGACAUUGAACGAAAUAAAAUCGUUCCUCUGUUUUUGACGAUGAUUGGAGCAGAAACAUAUGCUUUGUUAAGCAAUUUAUGUGACCCAGAAAAGGUGAAAGAUAAAACGUAUGAGCAAUUAAGUGAGGUCAUGAAGGAGCAUUUGGAACCAAAAGCAAGUAUAAUAACAGAGAGGUACAACUUUAAGGAGAAGAGACAAUUGGAGGAAGAAAGUAUCAAAGAUACGUCAAGAGAUCGGUUUGUGUGGGGUUUAAAGAGUGAUGCGAUUAAAAAGAAGUUAUUGAGUGAAGCAGAUUCAACAUUUAAGAAAACGGCUGAGAUAGCAACAGCAGUGGAGUCGGCGGCAAAAGACGUCAAGAAGAUAAAUGGAAUUAAAAAAAAUUUGACCAAUGUUAAUUACAUACAAGAUCGUAGAAUGGGACAUUUGGAAGUGGUAUGUCGUAAGAAAAAUUGGGAAAAUGAGGAUAAGAAGGCUAUGACAAGUAUGAGAAAGAAUAAGAAAAUUAUAAAGGAUCAGAGGGAUCAAAAUAAUUAUGUGAAUGAUGUUGAAGAUAAAGACAAGGAAUUAGAGAAUUUAUUUUGUGUUGAGGAUUUGAUACUUAGUACGGAGUCAUACAGUAUCGUUGGUAUCAGUUUUUCGCAGAAGUUUUAUGAAGAAAAUAAGGAAUUGGGAGAGAUAAUACCAACUGAUAGAAGAUUUAAGUCAUACCAAGGGGAUGUGAUGUGUCCAGUAGGAGUAAUUAAAGUGAACGUGAGUAAGGGAACCAUCAUACGUGAAUUAGAACUUUUUGUUUUUCCAGGAAUCAGCAAUCCGAUAUUAGGUAUAGAUUGGAUUGAUGCUUUAUCACUGUUCGAAGGAAAGGCAAAAACUCAUAAUUUCAACUAUAUGAAUAAAAAGUAUCCGUCAAUAGGAGAAUUGGUAAAAGAAUUCAAGGAUGUUGUAAGUGAUAAAUUGGGGAUGUAUGAAAGGAAGGUUUUUGAACUGACGUUGAAAGAUAAGGCAAAACCAGUGUAUUGCCAGCCAAGGCCGUUACCGUAUGCAAUAAAGGAUAAAAUAGGAGAAGAAAUUGAUAAUUUAGUAGCAGAUGGAGUGUUGGAAGCGGUUGAGAGUUCGGAGUGGGCUACUCCAAUUGUUCUAAUUUUGAAAAGUGAUGGAAAGAUUCGUAUUUGUGGUGACUACAAAGUUAUAGUAAAUUCUCAAUUGGAGGUGAAAAAGCAUCCAAUUCCUCAGGUGCAGGAUUUGUUUGUUAAACUAGAAGGCGAAAGGUUUAUGUGUGGGGUAGCAUCGGCUACGAUGAAAGAAAUGGAAGAAUUGUUAGGUAGUAUUGAAGGAGUAGUGGUGUUUUAUGACGAUAUAGUUGUUUUAGGGAGGACAUUGAAGGAACAUGAUUUAAGAUUAAAAAGAGUUCUAGAAAUAUUAAUAGCGUGUGGGUUAACCGCUAAAAUUAAUAAAUGUGUUUUCGGAGUAAAAAGUGUAGAAUUUUGGGGCUAUGUGGUGAGUGAUAAAGGGAUGUCAAUUCGAAAAGAGCGUAUAAAUGCGAUUGUCGACAUACCAGAGCCAACAAAUAAUAAUAGAAAGUGGGUGUGGUCUAAAGAAGCUAAGAGAUCGUUUACGCUCGUGAAAGAAAAAUUAGUGGCCCAUGAUAUUUUGGCACACUAUGAUCCAAAGCUUCAAGUAAAAAUAAUGUGUGAUGCGUCGCCAGUGGGAAUUGGAGCUGUAUUAUUGCAAGUUUGUGAUAAUAAACAAAGCAGGCCGAUUGCAUUUGCGUCUCGCACGUUAUCCAAAGCAGAAAAUAAUUACUCUCAGUUAGAUAAAGAAGCAGUGGUAAUACCAGAAUCAUUACGGAAAGAAGUGUUGUCUGAGAUACAUGGAGUCCAUUUGGGUAUUGUCAAAAUGAAAGAGUUAGCAAGAUCAUGUGUGUGGUGGCCGAAAAUAGAUACAGACAUCGAGAACCUGAGUAAAGCUUGUGAGUGGUGUCAGGAAUUCACAAGUGAUCCAGCAUGGUCAAUGCUACACGUAUGGAAGUAUCCUGAAGGUCCUAAUGACCGUAUUCAUGCUGAUUUUUUCGGUCCGAUUGAGGGUAAAAUUUUUAUGGUUAUUGUGGAUUAG